Pelobates fuscus (common spadefoot toad) is the source of this 3345-nucleotide messenger RNA. It is a transcript of the gene ARHGAP28, whose product is annotated as Rho GTPase activating protein 28. Gene Ontology annotation, biological process: signal transduction; regulation of actin filament polymerization; regulation of small GTPase mediated signal transduction. NCBI's taxonomy places the organism in Eukaryota, Metazoa, Chordata, Amphibia, Anura, Pelobatidae. Gene Ontology annotation, molecular function: GTPase activator activity. Gene Ontology annotation, cellular component: cytoplasm. The record is from RefSeq and is a predicted model, not a curated record. The transcript is spliced from 15 exons. The coding region runs from base 341 to 2326 and encodes 661 amino acids.
AAGGGCAGCAUGAGUGAAUGGGCAUGGCUCAGCUCAAUCAGGGCUCCAGACAAAGGACAUGGAAGGCUGUGAUUUCUGCUUCCUACGGACCCAGGCACUUCCUUAAGCUGGGGGCGGUGUUUUUAAAGAUAUGUUAAUAGAGCUGCCAGUAUUGUGACUGUAAGCUCAGUCCUCCUGUCCUGCACUCACCCCUGCCUGCUGCACCCGGGGCUCCUCAAGUCACACAGAUACAAGGAACUGUCAGGGGGAGGAAGACAAUGUAUCUGUGACAGUCACUCUGAACUCUUAGUGCUGUGUGGUCAGCCUGUGGGGCAGACAUGUCUGUGGUCCUGGUGGUAUAAUGGAGAUAAAGGAUUCUGGAAGCGUGGUCCUAACUGGAUACCAUUCUUACACUCCAUCAAGAUCCCCAAUAGUGGAGCACAGCUUUGUACCAGAGAUGCCUUCCACUCAGUGUUCUCUCAUCAGGAAAUCUCACUCUCGCAGAAUGAACAGGAUGCUUUCCAGUGAAUCACCUCGCACUCCGUCAUUUAAUCGUUCAAUCUCUGAAACGUCCAUGGACAAUUCUUCAAUGGAAGACUUUUGGUGUGAACUUCAACACAUCAAGGAGACCAGUGAAGAUAAUCCAGAUGACAGUUUGGUGGAAAUGAAGCCAGUGGAUGAAGGAGAGAUGGAAGCUGAAUGGCUCCAGGAAGUUGGACUAUCUACUCUCAUCUCAGGCACUCAAGAACAUGAUGGACAGGCUUUAUUGUCAACGUUGACACGAACGCAAGCUGCUGCUGUACAAAAGAGAUAUAACACUUAUACCCAAACCAUGAGGAAAAAAAACAAACAUUCAGUCAGGGAUGUACGUGAAAUCUUUGGGAUUAAUGACUCCUCGCAACAAUUUGAACCCCUGCCAAUCUCACCUCUAGCAACAAAUGGAGUUCAGCUACCAAUCAUAAAGAAACCCAUUUGGAAACCUGUUUCAUCUAAUAGCUGUGUAUUAGAGAAAUCCAGUCCCUCGAUAGCGGAAGAACUUUCCUUCGAGGCGUCCUUCUCAGAAACCAUUGUGUUGGAUGAUAAAGAAAAGGAAAUGCAAAAGAACCAAAGAAUAAAAAAGGAAGAUUGUAUUUUACCAAAAUUUAUUGUCUGGAAAAGCAGGUUUGGGCUGACCGAAGUGGGCGAUUUGUCUCUUGAAGAUAUGAAAAAAAUUAGAUAUCUGUCUCUGAUUGAACUAACAGCUUUUUAUGAUGCUUUGGGAAUUGAACUAAAGAGAAAUCGGACCGUUAGAUUCAAAGGAAAAGAAAAUGGUCUGUUUGGAGUUCCCCUGACAACGUUAUUGGAAAAUGAUCAAAAAAAAGUCCCAGGCACAAAAGUCCCCUUGGUUUUUCAAAAACUUUUGCAAAGACUCGAGGAGACUGGAUUAGAAGUGGAAGGUAUAUUAAGGGUACCAGGAUCUGCCUCACGAGUCAAGAGUCUGCGAGAGGAACUUGAGGCAAAGCUUCCUGACAAUACGUUUGAUUGGAAUAAAGUUCGGAGUAAUGAUGCUGCCUGUCUUCUCAAGAUGUUUAUCAGAGAGCUGCCCGCUCCCCUGUUUACAAUGGAGUAUCUUCCAGCAUUUAUUACAUUAGUCGAAAAAAUCUCCAAGAUCAAAUUGCAGCUACAAGCUCUUCAUCUAUUAAUCAUGCUGCUACCUGAUGCCAACCGUGAUAUUGCCAAGGCAUUGCUAAACUUUCUUAAAAAAGUGGUCUCAAAUGAAGAGAAGAACAAGAUGAGUUUGUGGAAUGUAUCCAUGAUUCUGGCACCAAAUCUGUUCGUCUUCAAAGGAAAAAGUGCAAACAAGGAGGAAAUGAAGGCAGCUGCAUCCACAGCGCAUAUUGUUAGACUGUUAAUUAGGUACCAAGACAUCUUGUGGACGGUUCCCUCCUUUCUGAUUUCACAAGUACGGAAAAUGAAUGAAGCAGCAUCAAGUAAUAACAAAAAACAACUCAUUUUCGACAAAAGUGUAAGAAAGUUGUUGAGGAGGAAGACCAUGGAAAGGGAAAGACCUGAAAGGCGAGAGCACUGUGAUGUACCUGAAGGAGUGAUCAGGGUCUACGCUCCACUGCACUCAAAGGUUUCCAUGGCGAUCCAGCUGAACAGUAGGACAAAAGCCAAAGAUAUCUUGGCAAGAUUUCAAUGUGAAAACAGCCAUGGGACAUCAGAAAAUGCCAAAAUACACAACCAAAGUUUAUACGAAAUUGGGGGAAACAUAGGAGAACAUUGCCUAGACCCAGAUACCUAUAUGUUGGAUGUGUACCAUGUAAAUCCUCAAGCAGAGUGGAUUUUAAAGCCCAAAGCAAGCUGAAACCAUGAGGUUGCAAUGGUCAUGCACACAUUUUUAUUGCAGGAAGUGACUGCACAAGUGCAAUGCUUUGGCUCGCAUGGCAUGUAAAGCCUUCUACAGCAGACACAGCUCAACAUGGUAGGACACAAUUUUCAAGGUACUAUGGAAAGAAGAAUAGAUUACACUACACCUGUGGAAAAAGGCAUCGCCUUGAAGAAUGUUUUUUUGUUGUUGUUGUUUUUUUUAGAACUUUGGAAAAUGUUUUAUAAUAUCUUCCAAUUUUUAAAAAUGAAAAACUGUUACUGUCAGUGAACUGUCAACAUAUGGGACAACAAAGUGAAGAUGCCCACAUGAUAACCACUCAGAUCGUCAAGUAUUAUUGCUGACAUACAGAUGCAGUGUUAGCAUCUGUUAAAACCACUAAUUGCUGGACAUGCAUGCAGCAAUUCAUAAAAAUUUCUUAGACAACAAUAGGUAACAAUAUUUCCUUUUGUAUUAUUAUUUUUAUAAUUAUUUUAAUGAAGAAAGCAUUUGGUGAUAUGAAUGCCUUACUCAUAAUUGCAGCUUGAUGAAAUUUCAGAAACAUUGUACAUCAAUUGUAUAGGAAACACUAUGUACAUUUUUAUUAUUUCUUUGUAGAUAUAUUGUUAUGUUUUUAAUAUGUGUUUGUAGUGGUAUGCAUGAAUGUUUAACCAUCUUCUCAUUAUUUCAGUAUUCCUGUUUAAUACAAGGUUUCAACUUUUAGGGUCAUAGAUGCCUGUUCACACAUUUUGAGAGACUGUAGUUAGAGACUGCUUCCAUAAAUAGGACCAUAGGACUAUUUGCCGGUGGUAUAGCUAUUUUGGAAACUGUGGACUUACUGCAUCUCACAUAAUUUAUUUAACAAGCUGAAAUAUCCUGCAAGGUUUUCAUGUAGGAUAACAGAAGGAGCAUUUAUAUCUAUGUAGCCCUUAUCAUUACACAAACAAAACAAAGCUGUAUCAUUAUAAAAAUUAGAUUGCCACUAAAAGAUAUGGUGGAAUAAAAACAUAGGUCCAUUU